Messenger RNA from Alligator mississippiensis (American alligator), 2051 nucleotides. It is a transcript of the gene MID1IP1, whose product is annotated as MID1 interacting protein 1. The transcript is spliced from 2 exons. The record is from RefSeq and is a predicted model, not a curated record. Gene Ontology annotation, cellular component: cytosol. Gene Ontology annotation, biological process: regulation of lipid biosynthetic process. Lineage: Eukaryota; Metazoa; Chordata; Crocodylia; Alligatoridae. The coding region runs from base 377 to 898 and encodes 173 amino acids.
GCCGGCCCCGGCCGCCUGGCACUGCGGGGUGGGGAUGCCGGCCUCGUGUUGCUUGGGGGAGCGGGGCGCUCAUCUCUGCCCCCGUCUGCCCGCUGGUGCCAGCCCUGCUCUAAGCAGAGGAGUGUGGACGGCGACCAGGCGCUUUCGCGCCUCAUCAGGCAGGAAGGAAGCCGGGGUGGCUCCGGGAGAGCCCAUGGCGGUGGCGAGGCGCUGGCAAGAUCUUGGGUGGUGGCGAGAAGGCGACUCCCGCCGCCGCAGCCUCGGGGAGCAGGGCCCGCCGAGCCAGUGAAGUCUGCCAGCCGGGCUCGCAGCCAGGUCCCGCUGAGCGCCGCCGCAACGUGCUCCAGCGCCGCGCCGCGCCCGCCCCGCUGGCGGCAUGAUGCAGAUCUGCGACUCGUACAGCCAGAAGCACUCGCUCUUCAACGCCAUGAACCGCUUCAUUGGCGCCGUGAACAACAUGGACCAGACGGUGAUGGUGCCCAGCCUGCUGCGGGACGUACCGCUGCUGCUGGAUGAGCUGGACGCGGGCGGCGGCGGCGGUGGCGGUGGGGAGCUGGCCCCGCAGCUGCCCCCGGCCACCCCCGACGCCUACUUCUCGCGGCGGGACAUGUACAGCCACUACGUGCUGCUCAAGUCCAUCCGCAACGACAUCGAGUGGGGGGUGGUGCAGCCGCCCGCGGGCGAGGAGGGCGGCGGCCGCAAGAAGGACAAGCUGGGCGGCGCGGACAUUAGCCGCGGGCUGGGCGAGGGCGACGCGCUGGAGGAGGAGGACCUGGAGAAGCAGUUCCACUACCACCUCAGCGGACUGCACAGCGUGCUCUCCAAGCUCACCCGCAAGGCCAACGUGCUCACCAACAGAUACAAGCAGGAGAUCGGCUUCAGCAACUGGGGGCACUGAGCCCCGCCGCGGCCCGGGGACGCGUCCGGGAGGCAGCCGCCCCUCCCAGCCCGCUGGGGUGGAGGGCGCCCGCGCGGCUGCGGGAGGGAGCGAGAGGGGCGCAGGGCGCAGGCAGGGGCCGCGGCGCAGAGCAGGGAUGCGGGCGGGGAGAGGGGGGAUGAGUCACCGGGGGCUAGGAGCCGGCCAGCAGCUGCGCUUGGCGGGCGGAGUCUGUCCGCGGCACCGGGCGGCGGCGGAGAGGGGUGGUUCCCACGGCAGCGGGGUGCUGGGGGUGGCCAAGGCCAGGGCCUGACUGAGCCUGUGUGUGUGUGUAUGUGUGUGUGUGUGUGGUUAAUGCCAGAGAGAGUGUGUGUAUGGCACUAAGGCAGACAAGGCCAGUGUGUGGGUGGGUGGCGAAUGAAGGGACUGAGAGUGUGUGUGGCCAAGGCCAGUGCCUGAGGGAGUGGAGUGUGUGUGUGUGUGUGUGUGUGUGUGUGUGUGGCCAAGGUCAGUGCCUGAGAGGGAGUGUGGGUGGGUGGUCAAUGCCAAUGAGAGAGAGAGAGUGUGUGUGUGUGUAUGUGUUUGUGUGUGGUCAAAGCUAGUGACACAGAGCAAGAGAGAAAAAGUAGAUUGCCACGGCCAGUGACCAGGAGGGAAAGGGAGAGAGAAUCUGUCUGGUGGCCGGCAUUGCCUCACUUCUUUCCUGUUUUGCACUACUUUUUGUAACAGGGCUUUCCCAUGUUGUACAUACAGCGCCAGGUUUCUUUGCAUGCCCCUAGGACUGCGCCCGUCAUAUUUCUGCCAAUGCAAUAACAGAGAAAGAUGUACCUUAAUCCAUACUAGUUUAUUAAUAUUGGGGGUUAUUAUUAUUAUUAUUGUUUUGUAUAGGCCAGGGUGGAGAUCUUGCUGUUUUCUCCACAUCUAAGGAGGUGGCUGGUAGGUAUGUGAGCUGGUUGCAGAGCUGCCUUGAGAUGAGGUUGCAAAGCCAAUGACAUUAGCAGAAGCAUUACAAAAUCACUUUUAUUCCCCCGAUGGAACCAACUGACUGAAGCGUAUCCCUAUUCCACUGAAAGGAUGAAGGGUUCCAUUGUACAUGUAUUAAAGCUUAUUUAAAACAUUUUUUUUAUUGAGAUGUAGAAUAUAUUCUAAAUAAACAGGCAAAUGAAUUGACUAA